Molecule: messenger RNA, 3208 nt
Organism: Balaenoptera acutorostrata (minke whale)
Lineage: Eukaryota; Metazoa; Chordata; Mammalia; Artiodactyla; Balaenopteridae
Gene: KHNYN
Product: KH and NYN domain containing
Exons: 7
Coding region: 1-2013 (670 amino acids)
Cellular component (GO): nucleus; cytoplasmic ribonucleoprotein granule
Molecular function (GO): mRNA binding; RNA endonuclease activity
Source: RefSeq, a predicted model, not a curated record
AUGCCUACUUGGGGGGCUGGCUCCCCGUCCCCUGACCGUUUUGCGGUGUCUGCGGAGGCCGAGGACAAGGUGCGGGAACAGCAACCCCACGUGGAGCGCAUCUUCAGGGUGGGGAUGAGCGUCCUCCCGAAGGACUGUCCUGAGAACCCUCACAUCUGGCUGCAGCUGGAGGGCCCCAAGGAGAACGCCAGCAGAGCCAAGGAGUACCUGAAGGGUCUCUGCAGCCCAGAGCUACAGAAUGAAAUUCACUACCCACCCAAACUGCACUGCAUCUUUCUGGGAGCCCAGGGCUUCUUCCUUGAUUGCCUGACUUGGAGCACAUCAGCCCACCUGGUGCCGGGGGUGCCCGGCUCGCUGAUGGUCAGCGGCCUGACCGAGGCCUUUGUCAUGGUCCAGAGUCGAGUGGAGGAGCUGGUGGAGCGCCUGAGCUGGGACUUUCGGCUGGGGCCAUCCCCUGGAGCCUCUCAGUGUGCUGGAGUGCUGAGAGAAUUCUCUUUUCUGCUGCAGUCCCGGGGGGAUGCCCACACAGAGGCCCUGCUGCAGCUGCCCCUUGCUGUCCAGGAAGAACUGCUGAGCCUGGUGCAAGAGGCAUCCAGGGGGCAGGGGCCCCAAGCAUUCCCGUCCUGGGAGUGGGGGAGCCCAGGUCUGCUGGGUGCUCAGCACCAGGGAGUCAGGAGUCCCCUGAGUGACAGCAGGGAGUCUCUGGACACAGGACCUGCAGGGUGGCAAGAGUCAAGGGGAGAGAGACGUGCUAUGGAGAAGGAGGGGACAAAGCACGGUGGUCCCGGGGAGAUGGAUUUGGGGUGGAAGGAGUGGCCCAGGGAAGAGGCCUGGGAGAGACAAGUGGCCUUCAGGCCACAGUCAGGAGGAGGAGAGGCAGGGCAGGCAGUGCCUCUGAAAGGGAAGGCCCUGGGGAAGGAGGGGGUGCCUCAGGAAGGAGGAAGGUUCUGGGUCCAGGGCGAGCCUCCUGGCACCCAGGGCCCCUGUCAGAAGGCAGCUCAGCCCCGGGGAGCCUCCCUCCUGCAGCGGCUUCAUAAUGGGGAAGCCUCACCUCCAAGAGUGCCCAGCCCCCCACCAGCGCCUGAACCCCCGUGGCACUGUGGAGAUCGAGGGGACAGAGGAGACAGGGCAGACAAGCAGCAGGUCGUGGCUCGAGGUCGGGGGUCUCCGUGGAAACGAGGCACCCGGGGGGGUAAUUUGGUGACUGGCACGCAGCGUUUCCAGGAGGCCCUCCAGGACCCUUUCACCCUGUGCCUUGCCAACGUGCCAGGCAAGCCAGACCUGCGCCAUAUUGUCAUCGAUGGCAGCAACGUGGCCAUGGUGCACGGCCUCCAGCACUACUUCUCCAGCCGGGGCAUUGCCAUUGCUGUGCAGUACUUCUGGGACCGUGGCCACCGCGACAUAACUGUCUUUGUGCCUCAGUGGCGUUUCAGUAGGGACUCCAAAGUCAGAGAGGGUCACUUCCUGCACAAGCUGUAUUCCCUCAGCCUGCUCUCCCUCACUCCCUCCCGGGUCUUGGAUGGCAAGAGGAUCUCUUCCUAUGACGACAGGUUCAUGGUGAAGCUGGCUGAAGAGACCGAUGGGAUCAUUGUCUCCAAUGACCAGUUCCGGGACCUGGCAGAGGAGUCUGAGAAGUGGAUGGCAAUCAUUAGAGAGCGCCUGCUGCCCUUCACCUUCGUGGGAAACCUCUUCAUGGUGCCUGAUGACCCAUUGGGGCGAAAUGGCCCUACACUGGAUGAGUUCCUGAAGAAGCCGGUCAGGGCACAGGGGUCUUCUAAGGCUAAGCAUUCUGCCAAGGGCUUCACAGAACACAGUAAUCAGCAGCAGGGGAGAAAAGAAGAGGAAAAAGGCAGUGGUGGCAUUCGGAAGACGCGGGAGACAGAGCGGCUCCGGCGCCAACUACUGGAGGUGUUUUGGGGCCAGGAUCACAAGGUGGACUUCAUCCUGCAGCGGGAGCCAUACUGCCGGGACAUCAACCAGCUCUCCGAGGCCCUGCUCAGUCUCAACUUUUGAGCCUCACCUGUCUUGGUGACUGCCACCCCGUCAGCUCCAGCCUCAUCCAGCUCAGCUCAUUCUGUGAGGGUCCCUCUGCUGCUCAGACCCUGACCCAGUCUCACCCUGAGUUGGUGCUUUGUGUCAGGGAAGCACCAAGGAAGCGCAUUCGUGUGUGGGGAAUGCUCUUGCCUGGGGCACUUUGGGGACAGGUCUGUAAGGUGACCUGAUCUCAUCUUGAGUCAGGGCCUCAACCAGCUCUCAGGAGGUUCUGCUCAGCCUUAACUUCUUAACCUUGCCUUAUGCAGGGUUUCUGUAGGGAAUGGGGGCUACUGGGAAGGGUGGGUCACGGAGAUGGGGACUGUCGGCCCCUCCUCCACACUGAGCUGGGGAUGGAGGCUAGGGUGGGUGAGAGGGGAAUGUAGAACAGGUGGCCAGGAAGCUAAGCCUUUCCUCCUCCUGGCUGCUGCUCUGAUGGCCAGAGGACAGGACGAGUCCCAGGCCUGGCUGGGCUCCUGGGCGCAUCAAAGGGAAUGCUGGGCCCUGGAAAGGCUAGUGUUAUGGGCUCUGGGUCACAGUGGGGCAGCAGGGAUCUGGUGGAGAAGGCAGAGGGAGAGUUGGCUUCUGGUCUCAGCUAUGCCUGCCUGUGACCUUGAUUGAUCUUGGUCUUUACUUCCGCCUACAAGUCAGGGGUAAAAAUGCCUGUUGGGAAGAGAGAUGAGAACGUGGAGGAAAGCUCCUUGGAGGAAAGGUACUCGGACCAAGCCUCAGGUGUGUCUGUCUGUGGUUGCACAGGCUUCCUAACCAAAACCUCACUUUCAGAGAGCUGAGGGUCCUCUGUCCCCAGGACCUGUGCCCUAGAUUUUUUACACUGCAUCAGUAUAAUGUGCCCUAUAAUGGCUGCGUCCCUUUUGGGCAACCCCCCCCCCCAAAUCCACAUUUACAAAACGGUUAAUUAGGGGUGACUGUUUGCAUUACCAGAAAACUCUCAGGGUUCCUUCCUAUCAAUGGCAGCUCUCCUGUUGCAUUCAGGUGUUUGUUUACAGUUGAACGAACGUGUCAGAAAGUCCGCAGUCCCCGGUUAAUGCACUUGCUCGAGCGUUGAGCAGUCACCAAACCAAUGAAGCCAUGUUCUGCGAGGAAAACGUUCAUGUGACCUGACCCUAGCAUCUUCUUUACAGAACAUAUAUGUUGCAUAAAGCGAGACCCACUUCUG